AUGGAGGUACCAGUCCCCAGCCACACCACCACGGCAAGGAACACAGAGCCCUCCAACACCAUCAAACUGCCGCACCUGCUUUGCCUCUCCACCUCCUGGGGAAUGCAGAUCUGGGUGACGUUUCUGCUCUCCCCUCUUGCAGGGUUUGUGCUGAGCAGCCACCUCCCUCGCCGCGCCUCCGGCUUCAUCCGGCACAUGCUCUUUCCCUGCUACUUCCACAUUGGCUGUCUUUGUGCCUUCUUCAGCCUGAGUCUUUUUGACAUGUGCCGCCCCAGCGAGCUGCUCAGUGAUGAACAACAGGCCCAGCUCAUCCUCUUCAUCGUUUGUGUGGCUGCCUCACUGCUGAACAUGAAGUGGUUUGGGAGGGUCACCUCUGAGACCACAGCAGCCAUGCACCGUGCGGAGCGCACCUGCGGCCUUGACCGGGACAACCCUGAGUCCUGCGAGCUGCUGCGUGCCUUAAACCCCACCUACAAGCAGCUGUCCCAGAAGUUCACCCUCUACCAUGCUCUCUCUUCCCUCUGCAACUUCUAUUGCAUCGUGUGUAAUGGACUGAGCCUCUACAACGUGGCUGCUGCUCUCCCUGCCCUGUGA
Dryobates pubescens (Downy woodpecker) is the source of this 594-nucleotide messenger RNA. It is a transcript of the gene TMEM205, whose product is annotated as transmembrane protein 205. The record is from RefSeq and is a predicted model, not a curated record. The transcript has 3 exons. The coding region runs from base 1 to 594 and encodes 197 amino acids. Lineage: Eukaryota; Metazoa; Chordata; Aves; Piciformes; Picidae.